AUGAGAAAGAAUGUCGAUUCUCUUGUAGUUGGGGCAGGGUUCAGUGGAAUUUAUCAACUAUAUAAACUCCGUGAGCUUGGAUUGUCAGUCAAACUUGUUGAGGCUGCUCCUGAAGUCGGAGGAACAUGUGGUUGGAAUCGAUAUCCCGGUGCAACGAGCGAUACGCAUAGCAAGGUCUACCGCUAUAGCUGGGACAAAGAGGAUCUCCGAAAUACGGCUUAUUUAAAGCAUGUAGUUCGACGGCACAAUCUAGUCAAAGACAUCGAGCUAAACACUCGUAUGGAGUCUGCGCAGUACAUGGAGGGUGGGUGGGAAAUACGCUUAUCAACUGGCGAAAGCUUUCGAUCAAGAUACCUCGUCACUGCACUGGGUGCUCUAUCAAAGGCUUAUUUUCCUCGGAUUCCUGGUCUAGACAGCCUUGCUGGCGAAACGUAUCAUACAACUGCCUGGCCAGCUAAACAUGAUUUCUUUAAUAAACAUGUCGGCGUCAUUGGGAAUGGUUCCACUAGUCAUGUUAUUCCCAAUAGCGACGACAAAGUCACAGAGGAGAACCGAAAGCGAAUCAAUGAUAACUACGGCCAAAUAUGGCACAAUCUACGGACCAAUCUCUCGGGCCAUGCUAUUAUAGAGUCAUCAAUCCCGACAAUGAGCAUUACUGCCGAGGAGCGUGAACGGGUCUUUGAACAAGUACAGCAAUCAGGCAACGGAAUAACGUUCUUAUUCAGCACAUUCGGAGAUAUUGCUAUCAAUGAGGAGGCGAACAGUGAGGCCUCGUAUUUUAUCCGCAGGAAGAUUGCCCAGAUUGUGAAAGACCCUGUCCAGGCGCGCAAGCUGACUCCUCCCGGUGGAUUUAAUCGCCGACCGGUCACAGCCAACGGGUAUUAUGAGACUUUUAAUUGGGACAACGUCGAUGUCGUUGAUGUAUUGGAUACUCCAAUGGAGAUUACACCAACCGGCAUUAAACUUUCAGACGGUACCAAGUAUGAUUUAGAUGCUAUUAUCUUUGCUACUACUUUGAAGCCGUUGACGGCAUAUGCCGGUUUCCCGAACAUGUUCCUAAUUAACGAACCUCAAGGACCUUUGACCAAUGUUCCAGCUCUCAUCGAGACUCAGGUGGAGUUCGUUGCAGGGCUUAUUGCCACUGAGGAAGCAGAGAAGAAAAAGAGAUUAGUUAUUCAAGAAGCUGAGGAUGCAUGGCUAGAACAGACUAACGCAAUUGGCGAGUCGACUGUAUUUGCAAAAGGAGGGUCAAGGCUCACUGGAGAUAACGCUGAGGGCAAGAAACACAAUUUCCUCUAUUAUAUAGGAGGGGUAGUCAAUUACAACAAAGCUGUGCAAACGGAGAUAGUAGGAGGACAUCCCAGCUUUAAACCGUUCUUCUGA
Molecule: messenger RNA, 1383 nt
Organism: Trichoderma asperellum CBS 433.97
Lineage: Eukaryota; Fungi; Ascomycota; Sordariomycetes; Hypocreales; Hypocreaceae
Source: RefSeq, a predicted model, not a curated record